UUUUACUUGAUUUUGGUCUCGAAAAUUCAGACAUUCUUUCGUAAAUUUCAAAACCAAGAUUACAUUUUGUAAGGAGCAGAACUUUCAGAGUUUCAUUUGGGAUUCAUUCAGGGUUUGAAUCUUUUAUAUCAAAGUUGCUGAAGGUGAUUAAAGAUAUGAAAGCCACAGAGGAAGAAGAAGACUAUGAUCCUUUGUUGUUAGAGAAUGGAAAUCUUGAAAAGAAAGAUAGGGAGGGUUUAGGCAAUCCAACAGCGCCUUCUCUUAAUCAUCAAGCAUUGCAUUUGCCAAAACAUAAUAUAGCCUUUCAUGAACAAAUCCCAACUGAAGAAAAUGAAAACUACAGUGUCACAUCUCAACAGAAGAAGCAGCAGCAGCAUUGCUUCGCCGUGUCCAUGGCUUUCUCUUUCUCCAUCUCCGCCAUAUUGCUUCUCGUUCUCCUCUCAUUCUCCGUCACCGGCCAGCAACCCAGCUAUAAAGGCCCCAUCAUCUUCAACUUCGGAGACUCCAACUCCGACACGGGCGGACUUGUCGCUGGACUCGGCUACACCAUCAACCCCCCUUACGGCCGCACCUACUUCCGGCGAUCCACCGGCCGGAUGUCCGACGGACGCCUCAUCAUCGACUUCCUCUGCCAAAGUUUGAAUACAAGCCUAUUGGCUCCAUAUCUAGACUCUCUGUCAGGGUCCAAGUUCACAAAUGGGGCGAAUUUUGCAAUAGUCGGGUCGUCUAUCUUCCCUAAACGCAUCCCUUUCUCUUUGAGCAUCCAAGUCAUGCAGUUCCUUCAUUUCAAAGCUACUGCAGGCUCAAAAGACUUGAUAGAUGAUGAAGGUUUUCGGAAAGCACUUUACAUGAUCGAUAUUGGACAAAAUGACCUUGCUCAGUUGUUUUCCAAAAAUCUCUCGUUCACGCAAAUAACAGAGAAAAUCCCACCAAUUACUACAGAAAUCAAGAAAGCCGUUAAGACUAUAUAUGACCAAGGCGGGCGGAAUUUUUGGAUACACAACACUGGGCCAUUGGGUUGUCUCCCUCAAAAACUUUCAUCAGUCCAGCAGAGGGACAUGGAUACAUAUGGAUGCCUCUCGACCUACAAUGCGGCUGCAAGAUUGUUCAAUGUAGGAUUGCGUCAUACAUGCGAUGAGAUGAGAUUUGAAUUGAAGGAUGUUAAAGUAGUAUAUGUAGAUGUAUAUGCCAUCAAGUAUGACCUUAUUGCUAACUACACCAAAUACGGUUUCACUAGUCCUCUAAUGGCAUGCUGUGGAAACGGAGGUCCUCCAUACAACUAUAACAUGAGGCUGACGUGCGGCUAUCCCGGUUCUCAGGUUUGCGAGGAUGGAUCCCAACUCAUAAGUUGGGAUGGGAUUCACUACACUGAAGCUGCAAAUACCAUUGUAGCUUCAAAAAUACUUUCCACGGAUUAUUCUAUACCGCCAAUUCCAUUUGAUUUCUUUGUUCGUAGUUAGUCGAUUGUUGGAUUUCAUUGUUUCCACUUCAGUUCUCUUGUACUGAAUUUUCAAAGACUCGAGAACAUAGUAGACUUUGGAGAACAAAAUUUUGUGCCUGUGUAUCA
This is a messenger RNA of Rosa rugosa (rugosa rose), 1567 nucleotides long. Its product is annotated as GDSL esterase/lipase At1g09390. Gene Ontology annotation, molecular function: hydrolase activity, acting on ester bonds. Lineage: Eukaryota; Viridiplantae; Streptophyta; Magnoliopsida; Rosales; Rosaceae. The record is from RefSeq and is a predicted model, not a curated record. The transcript has 7 exons. The coding region runs from base 156 to 1460 and encodes 434 amino acids.